Triplophysa dalaica is the source of this 8022-nucleotide messenger RNA. RefSeq lists its product as uncharacterized. The transcript is spliced from 2 exons. Lineage: Eukaryota; Metazoa; Chordata; Actinopteri; Cypriniformes; Nemacheilidae. The record is from RefSeq and is a predicted model, not a curated record. The coding region runs from base 893 to 1960 and encodes 355 amino acids.
AGGAAUCCGGUAAGACAAGAGGAGGUGCAUUGUGCAUUUAUGUCAAUAAAGCUUGGUGUACGAACUCUGUCAUUGUCGGAAGACACUGCUCGGCUAACCUUGAGUUUCUCAUGGUUAAAUGUAGACCAUUUUAUCUGCCACAGGAAUUCACUUCCACCAUUAUAACGGCAGCUUAUAUUCCACCUGAUGCUGAUGCCAAGCUUGCCAUGAAAUAACUUCAUGCAGCCAUCAGUAAACAACAGACUACUCACCCGUAGGCUGCAUUUAUUGUUGCGGGAGAUUUUAAUCACUCUAACUUAAAAACAGUGCUCCCUAAAUUUCACCAGCAUGUUUCCUGCCACACAAGAGGAAACAAAACUUUGGAUCAUGUCUAUACAAACCUGGCUGAAGCUUACACUGCGACCCCCCUCCCCCACCUGGGUCAAUCUGAUCACCUUUCUUUGUUCCUCACCCCCAAGUAUUCACCUCUCAUUAAUCGUGUGAAGCCAUCAGUGAAGACCAUCAAGGUGUGGCCUGCGGGGGCAGACUUUACACUCCAGGAAAGGUUUCUACACACAGACUGGAGUAUGUUUGCUUCUCAGGCCACCAGUGGCUCUCACACGGACAUAGACAGCUACACCUCCUCUGUAUUGGACUACAUCAAUACCACCAUUGAUAAUGUCACAGCUCAAAAGCAGAUCACCAUAUACCCAAAUCAGAAGCCAUGGAUGAACAAGGAAGUGCGCCUCCUGUUGAAAGCACGCAUAACCGCCUUCAGAUCAGGUGAUGCACAGGCUAUUGGUACAUAGCCUAUAGUACUUCCAGGGCAAAUCUGAAGAGGGGCAUCAAAAAGGCCAAGCACUGCUACAAGCUGAAGCUAGAGGAGCAUUUUACCAAUUCUGACCCUCGACGCAUGUGUCAGGGCAUCCAGGCCAUUAGUAACUACAAACCCAACCACUCCAUCCCCAUAGCCACAGAUGCUGCCUUUCUGAACGAGCUUAAUGACUUUUAUGCACGCUUUGAGAGAGACAAUAAGGAACCCGCCACCAGACUCACACCUUCUAUUGACCACCCAAUCAUCACACUAAACUCCACAGAUGUUUACACUGCACUAAGCCGGAUAAAUGCACACAAGGCUGCUGGUCCUGAUGGCAUCCCUGGUCGCGUACUCAGGGCAUGUGCGGAGCAGCUCGCUGGGGUCUUCACGGAUAUCUUCAACCUGUCCCUCGCCCAAGCUGUGGUUCCAGCAUGUUUCAAAUCCACCUCAAUUGUGCCCAUUCCAAAACAUUCCAGCCCGACAUACCUGAAUGACUACCGUCCUGUAGCACUCACAUCCAUUGUUAUGAAGUGCUUUGAGCGGCUGGUCUUGUCACAACUAAAAGACUCUUUACCAUCCACACUGGACCCAUACCAAUUUGCCUACCGUAGCAACAGGAGCACAGAUCAUGCGGUGUCCAUGGCGCUGCACUCCGUGCUCACACAUCUGGAUAAUAAGGACACUUAUGCACGCAUGCUGUUUGUAGACUUCAGCUCUGCAUUCAAUACCGUCAUCCCUUCCAAGCUAAUCAUCAAACUUGGAAACCUAGGCAUUAAAAAUUCAACCUGCAACUGGAUUAUGGACUUCCUGACGAACAGGCCUCAGCUUGUUAGGCCUGUGAAUGGACCUAACUUCUUUAUCAAGUUCGCAGACGAUACAACAGUGAUUGGUCUCAUCAGCAACAACGAUGAGACUGCUUACAGGGAGGAGGUACGGCACCUGGCCACAUGGUGCUCAAACAACAACCUGCUCCUUAACACCUCCAAGACAAAGGAAAUCAUUGUGGACUUCAGGAAGGCGAAAGGAGGCACACACGAUCCCAUCCACAUUAAUUCCUGGACACACCUGGACCUCAUCACUUCCUGUUUGCUGAGAGAGCGUGGUUUGAGACAGAGCUCCGUCAAACUUUUUCUAAAUAUAUCGUUUAUUCCUGUUAUUUCUUAAUAUUUAUAUUGUAAAUUGAUAACUCACAGAGGGUUAAACCUAUCCUUAAGUGUAUCCCAUACCAAAUAUCGUCAUAUAACGCACAGAUAGAUUUGUUUUAUACGAUCAUUCGCUAUUAGCACUCAGGCUGUUAGCAUUCCCAGCCUUUAGUUUCUGAAUAUUGCCUUUACUGCUUAACUCACUGUUCUCAUUAUGACACCACUAAUGGCUUAUGAUUCAGAUAUGUGUUUAUCGUUACCUUUGAGUGCAGAUGAUGAAUCUUUCUUCGCACUUCAGUCAGAACUGGAAGUAUUGGAGAAGCAGAUCCACGAUCUACUCGAGAGGCAAACACGUCUGCGAGAACGUAAAACGGCGAUGGAAACAUCCCGGGCUGACGCUCGCAAAGCUGCGGUAAGUGUUCGACGUGAUUGUAAUACUCCUAUCACUUCUACUCCGUGUGUUUCUAUGCACAGAGCCCAGGCUUCAAGAUCACGACGAGCCGAAAUGAACUUCACUCCUGCACCUGCACACACACGGCGGAAGGCGAAAUCCAGGACCGGAGCGAUGACCUCUCCCCGACCGCCGCGACCGGUCUUCGAGAUUUCUACGAGAAAUCGCUUUGCCGCCCUCUGCGAGACGAAAUCCAACGCUGUGGUCAUCGGAGACUCAAUCGUCCGGAACGUACGCGCCUCCUUCAAUGAAGGUAAGGUGCGCACUCACUGUUUUCCUGGCGCCCGUGUUCUCGAUGUGUCUGCGCAGGUAACUGCGAUUCUGAAGGAGGAUGCAAGAGUAGGAGCCGUAGUUCUGCACGCGGGGGUGAAUGAUGUGAGAAUGCGGCAGUUGGAGAUCCUGAAGAGGGACUUCAGGAGUCUGGUCGAUACUGUUCGCAACGCAUCGCCCACGGCGAGGAUCAUCGUAUCAGGGCCGCUUCCAACUUACCGACGAGGGAACGAAAAGUUCAGUAGACUAUUUAUGCUUAAUAAUUGGUUAAUGUCAUGGUGUAUUGAACAGAAGCUGCUCUUUGUAAAUAAUUUUGAUCUGUUCUGGGAGUGACCUAGGCUUUUCCGCCCCGACGGGCUGCACCCCAGCAGCAUUGGAGCGGAAAUUCUGUCUGACAACAUCUCAAAGACGCUACGCACCAUUUGACUAGUAAGUACAAAUUUUAACUACAGUCUGUGUUCUUCUCACCCAACUGUUAAGAAUGUUACUGCUUUCAAAUGCAUAGAGACUGUGUCUGUCCCCCGAAUAAUACAACCAAAUAAUAAUUUAUUUAAAAGUCAGAGAAAAAAUCUUAUCAUGAUUAAACCAAAAGACAAUAUAUUUAAUGAGCAAAACCAAUGCCUAAAGUUUGGGCUACUUAAUAUUAGAUCACUAAAUCCAAAAGCAGUUAUUGUAAAUGAAAUGAUCACAGACAACAGUUUUGAUAUACUUUGCCUCACUGAAACCUGGCUUAAGCCAAAUGAUUAUUUUGGUCUAAAUGAGUCUACUCCUCCAAGCUACGGUUAUAUUCAUGAGCCACGUCCGGUUGGUCGAGGUGGUGGUGUCGCAACAAUCUUUAGAGACUUUCUUACCGUUACUCGGAGAACAAUGCAUACAUUUAAAUCAUUUGAAAUGCUUGCGUUGAACAUAACAGUUCCAAACAAAAGUAAAAAAUCAUUGAUCUCUCUUACAUUGGUUACUGUGUAUAGACCCCCUGGGCCUUACACUAAUUUUCUGAUAGAGUUCGCAGACUUCUUAUCGGAUCUAUUGGUUAACGUCGAUAAAGUACUGAUUGUUGGAGAUUUUAAUAUCCACGUAGACAGUGCUAACGAUCCAUUAGCUGUGGCGUUUAAAGAACUACUAGACUCUUGUGGUGUAACACAAUACAUCAAUAGACCUACUCAUCGCCUUAAUCAUACCCUAGACUUGAUUAUAUCUCACGGAGCCGAUCUAACCAAUAUCGAUAUUAUACCUCAAAGCGACGAUGUUUCCGAUCAACAUCUUAUAAUAUGUACACUGCGCACUGCAGAAAUCAGUUGUAUAUCUUGUUAUCGACAAGGUAGAACAAUCACCUCAACUACUAAAGAUAGUUUCGUAAAGAACUUGCCAGAUCUGACUUCUCUAAUAACCUUUCCAACGAAUAUAAAAUUGCUCGAUGACAUGACCAGCAACAUGGGCACUAUUUUCUCUAAUACAUUAGAAGCGGUCGCACCUAUGAAGUCAAAAAGGAUAAAUGAAAAGAACAUAGCACCAUGGUAUGAUAACACCACUCGCGCCCUAAAAAGAGAAACGCUUAAACUGGAGCGAAAAUGGAAACAAACCCAAUUAGAGGUCUUUAAAAUUGCAUGGAAAGAGAGUGCAAGCUGUUACAAAAAGGCACUAAAAGCAGCAAAAGCCGAGCACUUCCGUAACCUCAUAGAAAAUAACAAAAACAAUCCAAGGUUUUUAUUUAGUACAAUUGCUAAAUUAACAAACAAACAGACUCCACCUGACCUGGGUAUUCCGCCGCACCUUGGUAGCAAUGAAUUCAUGAAUUUUUUUACCGAGAAAAUCGAAAUAAUACGAGACAACAUAGCUAAAACCAAACCUCCAAGUUUGUCGGAAGAAUUAGUUUCAACCGUCACCCAAAAAGAAAAGCUAGAGUGUUUUUCUCCUAUAAAUCAGGAAGAUUUAAUUAAAAUUAUUGCAACAUCCAAACCGACGACAUGCUUAUUAGACCCCAUUCCGACUACUUUAUUAAAAGAGUUACUACCUGCUGUAAUUGAGCCCAUUUGUAACAUAAUCAACUCGUCUAUUAAUCUAGGACAUGUCCCAGGACCCUUUAAACUGGCUGUAAUUAAGCCUCUUAUCAAAAAACCAAAUUUAGACCCAAAUGAACUUGGAAGCUAUAGACCGAUUUCAAAUCUCCCGUACUUGUCUAAAAUACUAGAAAAAGUAGUGUCAACUCAACUGUGUACCUUCCUACAAAAUAAUGACAUGCACGGAAAGUUUCAGUCUGGCUUUAGACCGCAUCACAGCACUGAAACUGCGCUCGUUAGAAUUACAAAUGACCUUCUUAUUGCUUCAGAUAAAGGAAACAUCUCACUCUUAGUCCUGCUUGACCUUAGUGCUGCUUUCGAUACUGUAGACCAUAAAAUACUACUAGAUCGUUUACACCAUUAUAUCGGUAUUCAGGGACAGGCACUGCAAUGGUUCAGAUCUUACUUAACAGACCGAUAUCAAUACGUCCAUUUAAAUGGGAAAUCGUCAAAUCUUAAGCAAGUCAAUUAUGGAUUACCUCAGGGAUCGGUUUUAGGACCCUUGCUUUUCUCCAUAUACAUGCUGCCCCUCGGCAACAUUAUUAGAAAACAUGGAAUUAGCUUCCACUGUUAUGCAGAUGAUACUCAGCUAUAUAUCUCAUCAAGACCAGAUGAUUCCUUUAAGCUAUCCAAACUGGCAGAGUGCAUCGAGGACAUAAAACAUUGGAUGACUAGUAAUUUCCUCCUUUUAAACUCUAGCAAAACAGAAAUAUUACUUAUAGCACCAAAAUUAAGUAAACCGAAUAUCUCCGAUUACAGCCUGCAAAUUGAAAGCUGCACUGUUACUCCAACAAAUACAGUUAAAGACCUAGGCGUUAUAUUAGACGGCAACCUGUCAUUUAAAAAUCACAUCUCAAAUAUCACAAAAACAGCCUUCUUCCACCUUAGAAAUGUUGCCAAAUUACGAAAUAGUUUAUGUGUUGCAGACGAAGAAAAGCUUAUUCAUGCAUUUGUGACCUCACGGCUUGACUAUUGUAAUGCUCUACUUAGUGGUUGUCCUGUAUCAUCGAUAAACAAACUACAGUUAGUUCAGAAUGCAGCUGCCAGAGUUCUUACUAGGUCAAGAAAAUACGAUCACAUAACCCCAGUUUUAUCAUCGCUUCACUGGCUACCCAUUAAGUAUCGCAUUGAUUUUAAAAUUAUUUUAAUUACUUACAAAGCCCUGAACGGUUUAGCACCUACUUACUUAACCGAGCUUUUAUCACGUUACAACCCAUCACGCUCGCUGAGAUCUCAAAACUUAGGACUUUUGACAAUACCUAGAAUAACAAAAUCCACCAAAGGUGGACGAGCUUUCUCAUACGUAGCACCUAAACUCUGGAAUAGCCUUCCUGAUACUAUUCGAGGGUCAGACACACUCUCCCAAUUUAAAUCUAGAUUAAAGACACAUCUUUUCAGCCAAGCUUUCACUUAAUGCAUAGUUAAUGAACAGCAGCUACGCUAAUUAUUCUCUUUAUUCUCUUUCCGCCUCUGCCUCGGGAUGCCCAUCCCGAGGUAGGAAGAAGUUCCACCAUGACCAGACGACCGACAGAUGCCCAUCCCCAUGCCCAUCCCGAGGUAGGAAGAAGUUCCACCAUGUCCAGAUGACCGACAGAUGCCCAUCCCCAAUUUGAGAUUACACCAGAUACAGCUGCAGACUGACUGACCAUCACAGCUCCAUCUAAGGCAAUUCCACCAGCUGCCAAGAGAAAUAUGACCAUCGGACCAUCCCAGCUCAGACCACUACAUCCCCAACCAAGAGCAAAGACGGACUAUUUGUCUUAUUAAUGCUGAAGUUACAAUAUUUGGUAUUAAAUGCUAAACUAAAAUCACAUGUCACCAGUCUGAGUGCAGCUAUGACACGUCAGAGGGGAUCUGGCCCUCCCGGUUGAGCCUGGUUUCUCCCGAGGUUUUUUUCUCCAUUAAUCAAUCAUUGGAGUUUGGGUUCCUCGCCACAGCAGGGCAGUGUUGGCCUGCUCACCGGGAGACUGCAUUCAUUCAUUUAUUUAUUUAUUUAUUUAGAAAUUAGAUGUUAUUUAUUAGAAUGAACUUACUCGUUGUAUAAAUACCAUGCACUGUGCUGUGUUUUAACUGUUCUGUUUUUCCUGUUUGCCCCUGUAAAGCUGCUUUGAAACAAUACACAUUGUGAAAAGCGCUAUAUAAAUAAACUUGAAACUUGAAUUAACGGGACGGCUGUUGAACGUGUUUCCAGUUUUAAGUUUCUGGGGACCCAUAUUUCGGAGGACCUGUCCUGGACCACCAACACCUCAUGCAUGGUCAAGAAGGCUCACCAGCGUCUCUUCUUUCUGAGGACACUGAAGAAGAACCAACCAUCUUCAACUAUCCUGGUGAACUUCUAUCACUGCACGAUAGAGAGCAUCCUGACCAACUGUGUCACAGUCUGGUACGGGAACUGUUCUGUUGCUGAGCGCAAGGCACUGCAGCGGGUGGUGAAAACAGCCCAGCGCAUCACAGGAACUACACUCCCUUCCAUUGAGGACAUCCAAAAGAAACAGCUCGCAGCAUUAUAAAGGACUCCUCUCACGCCGCUCAUAGACUGUUUACUCUCCUGCCUUCCGGUAGGCGCUUCAGGUGCCUCCGGACAAGAACCAGCAGACUAGGAAACAGCUUUUUUCCCAGAACUGUUUCACUAUUGAACUCUGCUCCCCACUGAUUCCACUACCCCUCAUAACAUGACUGAACUGUACUCACCAGUACUUCAUGUUAUCUGCUCUACCGGACUGUUUACACACAUAUAGCAUCAUUUGCACUCUAUACUGCUCACUUGCACACCAGGAAUAUUACACUGAAUGUGUCAUGGUUUCACCUCUCCUUGUCAGGUAUUUCUUGGUUUAGAGAUGGAAUCAUACAGAAUCCUUUGUUUCAUGUGGGGAGAGAUGUUUUUGACCUUGUGGCCUUCCAUACUCACCCCAAGUCGCGUCAUCCCCCUCCUGUUUCCUAGUUUGUGUUAAUUAGCUUUCCUUGAUUGUUUAUCCCCUGCACCUGUUCCCUCUUGGUUCCUUCUCCCUGGUUCAUUGUGUGUACUUGUGAUCUUUGCUCUGUAUGUACUUCGUAGUCCUAGCUUUUCAUGUACCUUAGAGGCUUUCUUGAACCUUUAUCUAGUUUUUUGAGUUAUUGCCUGUCCUCAUUGUUUCUGCUUCUCAUUGUUCCUGUUUUAUCCUAGAAAGUGUUAAAUUCAGUUUAUGUAAAGUUUAGUUCAGUUUAGUGUCAGUCAGUCCUCUCUAGUUAAUCUUGUUUGUUCAUUUUUACCCCAUCGUGGGUCUUUGUUUUGCUUUUCUAAUAAAGUUUUUGUUAUUCUCAUCUGCA